AUGAUAAAUAAUCAAUACAAUACCUGGAAAUUAAGCAAUGUGCUUACCUUUCGUUGUACUUGUAUAUCUAUCUUGAACAGGUUGAAAAUGAGUAUCACUGACGUUCUUAGUGCUGCAGAUAUUGCUGCUGCCCUGAAGGAGUGCCAAGACCCAGAUUCCUUCAACCACAAACAAUUCUUCCAGACCUCUGGCCUGGCCAAGAAGAGUGCUAGUCAGGUGAAGGAUAUCUUCCGGUUCUUAGACAAUGAUCAAAGUGGAUUCCUUGAUGAAGAUGAACUCAAGUUCUUCCUCCAGAAGUUUGAAAGUGGUGCUAGAGUGCUGACCAGCUCAGAAACGAAGUCCCUGAUGGCUGCUGCAGAUCAAGAUGGAGAUGGCAAAAUUGGGGCCGAUGAAUUCCAGGAAAUGGUGCACUCUUAA
This is a messenger RNA of Tachyglossus aculeatus (Australian echidna), 417 nucleotides long. RefSeq names its product oncomodulin-like. NCBI's taxonomy places the organism in Eukaryota, Metazoa, Chordata, Mammalia, Monotremata, Tachyglossidae. The transcript is spliced from 4 exons. Gene Ontology annotation, molecular function: calcium ion binding. The coding region runs from base 1 to 417 and encodes 138 amino acids. Gene Ontology annotation, cellular component: nucleus; cytoplasm. The record is from RefSeq and is a predicted model, not a curated record.